Messenger RNA from Periconia digitata, 1614 nucleotides. Lineage: Eukaryota; Fungi; Ascomycota; Dothideomycetes; Pleosporales; Periconiaceae. The record is from the annotation of a GenBank genome assembly.
UUGAACCUGGAAGCACAAGCACCCUGUCCAGUCUUUUCACAAAGAACAGAGAGACCUUUCCAAGGCCAAUACUUCGUGAUGAAGUCUGAAACACUUAUUCACCAACACCCCCCGACUCCGCCCAAUCUCAACGUCGACCUGCAAUCUGGCUUCCAUCAUCUAGCACAAUACAAUGCCGGCCGCAGAUUCUCGUAUGAAGAAACCAAUGGGUAUGGGGCUGGAUACGCUUCCCCCGGCUCGAUCACACACGAUGGACUUCCCCGGGAUAUACACUACGAUGGGUACAACCAGACCACAGGGUAUUUCCAAGAUGGUCAAGGUAACGGAUAUACGAGUAAUCACGCCAUCUUUUCCGGUUCACCGCCUACCCCGCGAUCUGCAACGGAGAUCGAUGAUGCCGGACGGCGGACCAGAAGUGGUCGAACAGCGGUACCUUCUACUUCACCCAAGAAUCGUGAACCGCCGAGACCGAAACUCGCUCCGAAGUCCAGAAAGGCCAAGGCCACGAAGAGUGAAAAGCCCAAAACCCCCAAGUUGACAGCACCCCUGAGUGAAUUGACGAAAGGGAUGACUUCCAUUCCAGUCCGCAACAUGGAGGAAUGGGUAAACCGUUCAACAGAGACGAGACUAAGAGAGGUCGAAAAGCGAAAUGGCUACGUGACCAGACCGAUGAACUCAUUCAUGCUUUAUCGGUCGGCGUUCGCUGAGAGAACAAAACAGUGGUGUCUGCAAAACAACCACCAAGUGGUAUCUUCGGUUUCAGGAGAAAGUUGGCCCCUUGAGCCUGAUGAGAUUCGCAAUCAGUACAAUGAUUAUGCUAAAAUCGAGCGGAUGAAUCACCAGACUGCCCAUCCCAAAUACAAAUUCUCGCCGAGCAAAACAACGGCCCCAGCGCGCAAACGAAAAGGGGAAUUUUCCGAUGAAGAGCCAAGCGACCUGGAAGAUGCCGAGUGGAACCCAGGGCAUAAACGUUCGAGAUAUCGGCCGUCUAGACAACCAGACCAGAGAGUAGGGUACAUGACAAGUGGUUUGGAUAGCGGCUUCUUCGAUUCUACUUUCCGAAACAACGGCGUUGGUGCGAACAAGCCAGGUUGGGAUGCAAGUCACGACGGUCGACCAGUACCCAUGGCUUUGGCUCACGACGACCCAUACAACCAGUAUUACCAAGUUCCUGUACAUGCCGGCAUGGGUAUGAACCAGGCAAUGCUAGAGGAUAUGCGAUUUCGACGCGUCGACUCACCAAGCUUGCAAUUUGCUCCCGACCAAGCAUUGCUGGGACUUCCUGGCGGUACCGCAGUCGAUCUAAUGCAGCAGUUACAUUCUCAAGCAGGAACACCACUUGGAGGAGAGCCCCAGGUUGACCCCAUGCUUUUGGCAUAUGACAGUAGCCAUCACGUUGAGGCCACACCAGCCCAGCAUCCAGAGUUUCGAAACGGCAGUAUGACCAUGUUAGAUAAGGAGUUGGAGCAGCAAAAUACCCAAAGAUAUCUCGACCGGGUUGCGAUAGAGGACGAGUAUCGUCCUGACCCAUGGCAGCCUGAUAGUGGCAUUGGUACCAUAGAAUUGGAGUCGGAAUUCGACAAAUGGGGACUCGUGGGAGAUCAACAGCCUUGA